AUGGCUGAAAGAGGUAUAACAGAUGAUGUUAAAACAGAUGAAAAUGUUACUUUUGAAGAUUUGGCUAUUUCGGAACUAACAAUUAGUUCGCUUACAAAAGCUGGUUUUAUUAAACCAUCACCAAUACAGUUGCAAGCAUUACCAUUAGCACUUCUUGGACUUGAUCUUCUUAUUCAAGCGAAAUCUGGUACUGGUAAAACACUUGUUUUUAGUAUCACAGCUCUUGAAUUUGUACAAACUAUUGAUAAUGAUGAUGAUGGAAAUUUAUCUGUAAUAAAAACAAAAGUAAUUAUGCUUGCACCAACACGUGAAAUAGCACAACAAAUUGUUCAAGUUAUUAAAACAAUCAAACAACCAGAAUGUAUUGUACAUACAUUUAUUGGUGGUACAGCAUUAAAAGAUGAUCAAAAUCAUUUAAAAAAAUGUAACAUUGUUGUGGGUACACCAGGAAGAAUUGAAGAAUUACUUCGAUUAAAAUACCUUAGACCUGAUACAAUUCGAUUACUUGUUUUAGACGAAGCAGAUGUACUAUUAUGCAAAGAAUUUCAAGUAAUUACUUCGUUUUAUACAUUUUAA
Messenger RNA from Rotaria sp. Silwood2, 576 nucleotides. The record is from the annotation of a GenBank genome assembly. NCBI's taxonomy places the organism in Eukaryota, Metazoa, Rotifera, Eurotatoria, Philodinida, Philodinidae.